Messenger RNA from Danaus chrysippus (African queen), 2601 nucleotides. The record is from the annotation of a GenBank genome assembly. NCBI's taxonomy places the organism in Eukaryota, Metazoa, Arthropoda, Insecta, Lepidoptera, Nymphalidae.
AUGGAGGAUUAUAGAGGUGUCAGAAUGUUGCCAGUAUCAGCAAGACGAAAGGAUUUGAGGAAACAUAAUCUGACUAUGGCCAACGUCAUCACAGAUAGCAAUGAGACCAGGCAACAUUUGGACGAUAGACUGAAUCUUCAUCAGGAUUCAAUAACUAAAAUGUCGUAUGUCGUGGCGAAGAUUUGCUUUGAUAUGUUGAAUGCUACGGAGAACAGAAUCUUCACACACACUUGGGGCUACAAGGACAAGAACGGAAACUGGCAAGGAAUUAUAGAUCACCUGCUGAAGAAGAAGGCGGAUCUUGGUACUCUAACAAUAUUUACUCAAGAGCGCAUGAAGGCUAUAGACUAUAUAGCAAUGGUAGGCUCUACAGCAGUCAGGUUUGUCUUCAGAGAGCCUCCCCUGGCUUUAUUGGAGAAUAUAUUCACAUUACCAUUCACAUCUGCCGUAUGGAUAGCGAUAGUCAUCUGCGUACUUGGUUGUGCUCUAUUCCUAUACAUAACAUCAAAAUGGGAAGCCACUGUUGGAAUGCAUCCCUUACAACUAAGCGGUUCAUGGGCAGAUGUAUUGAUACUCAUCAUAGGAGCCGUUCUUCAACAGGGUUGUACUCUUGAACCAAGAUACGCCGCUGGUCGGUGUGUGACCCUACUAUUAUUUGUAUCUCUUACGGUACUCUUUGCUGCCUACUCCGCUAAUAUCGUGGUGCUGCUUCGUGCUCCUAGCAGCUCUGUGCGAUCUUUGCCUGAUUUACUGAACUCACCUUUGAAGCUUGGUGCAAGCGACUUUGAAUACAACCGGUAUUUCUUUAAGAAACUCAAUGAUCCCAUACGUAAAGCAAUUUAUAGCAAGAAAAUAGCUCCGGCAGGCAAAAAGCCAAAUUUCUACAGCAUGAAGGAAGGAGUAGAAAAAAUAAGAAAGGGAUUAUUCGCUUUCCACAUGGAACUUAACCCCGGGUAUCGUUUAAUCCAGGAAACUUAUCAGGAAGAAGAGAAAUGUGACCUGGUUGAGAUCGAUUAUAUAAACGAAAUUGAUCCCUGGCUGCCCGGACAAAAGCGAUCGCCUUAUAAGGAUUUGUUUAAAAUAAGGUCUACAUAUCUGGUGCAACAACUUCGUAAGCUAUCUACAUUCAAAUACACCUUUCCAACAGUAGACCAUAUAUUCUGCUCCAGCUUCAUAAAGAUUCGUGAGUCAGGAGUCCAAUCGUGUGUCCAUCACCGUCUGCACGUGGGUCGUCCACGCUGCUCGGGCAGCAUUUCCACUUUCAGCAGCGUCGGCAUCACUGACAUGUACCCAGCUUUACAAGCCACGCUGUACGGCGCCUUCAUGUCAAUAGCUGUGCUCAUGAUGGAGAAAGUUCAUUACAAGCUGGAACUUCGUUACGAUGUUAUAUCAAAACUGUCCUAUGUACACGUACAAAUAGCCUUCCAAAUGCUAAACGCUACGCCGAGACAUGUUUUCAGUCAUCGAUGGGGUUACAAAAAAAACGGACAAUGGUCAGGAAUGAUUAAUGAUUUAAAUACAGGGAGAGCUGACCUAGGCACAAACUGCGUUCCCAAUGCUGAACGUCUUAGCGUCGUUGUCUUUACGGACUCCAUCGCCAAGUUUGAAGUUAAAUUCAUCUUUCGCCAACCGCCGCUCUCCUACGUGUCCAACAUCUUUACUUUGCCAUUUUCAAAAAGCGUUUGGAUCGCCAUAGCUGUGUCAUUCGCUAUAUCUACUAUAACUAUAUACAUCGCAACUAAAUGGGAGGUCAGGACGUUUAAAACGGAUCCGACCCAACUUGAUGGCAGCGUUUUUGACGCUAUGCUCAUAACGAUGAGUGCGCUCAGCCAACAAGGAUGUUCCAAAGAACCAAAAAAGUUUUCAGGUCGUGUCAUGUCCUUUGUUAUCUUCUCUGCAUUAAUGGCGGUGUAUACGGCUUACUCCGCAAAUAUAAUGGUCCUGCUUCAAGCACCAUCUAGCGCUAUAACUAAUCUGGAACAGCUUGCCAAUUCCGAUAUGAAGAUUGCGGCUCACGACGUGGACUAUAAUCAUUUUGUUCUUAAGGCACAAAAAGAUCCAAUAAGGAAAGCAAUAUAUAGGAAAAUUAGUCCGGAAAAAGGCAAAAAGAAUUUUUAUGAUUUCAAUGAAGGAGUUGAACUCUUACGUCAGGGCUUAUUUGCAUUUCACGCAAUUUUGGAAUUGGUGUACUUACGCGUGGAGGAAACAUUCUUGGAGAAUGAGAAAUGUGAUUUGAUGCAAUUGGAUUUUAUCAACUCACACGACCCCUUUGUACCAAUUUACAAACAUUCCCCGUACUUGGAGCUGCUGAGAGUUGUGUUCAAACGUAUCCGUGAAUCAGGGAUUCAGAUGGCGAACCACAGGAGGUUUCUUGUCCCAAAGCCACGAUGUACCGAGAAGAUGUCCACCUUCAGCAGUGUCGGUUUAGUUCACAUGAAGCCGGUGCUGCUGUUCAUAAUAUACGGAUUCUGUGCGGCAUUCCUCAUAAUGUUGGCUGAGAUUUUCGUAUAUAAGAUAAAAAUGUGCAAAAGGAAGGAGUUUAACGACUUUUCGAAGAGGAAUAGGCUCUCAAAAGAUUUGACUAUAAAGUUUCGUAAUUAA